Eremomyces bilateralis CBS 781.70 is the source of this 1266-nucleotide messenger RNA. RefSeq lists its product as uncharacterized. Bases 1 to 963 code for a protein of 320 amino acids. The record is from RefSeq and is a predicted model, not a curated record. NCBI's taxonomy places the organism in Eukaryota, Fungi, Ascomycota, Dothideomycetes, Eremomycetales, Eremomycetaceae. The transcript is spliced from 4 exons.
AUGCGAAGAGAUUUGAGUGGUCGAAGUCGGGAUCUGGCAGGUAUCGAGCGCAGCGACCAGCGGGUCCGGGAGGCGGGAAGGUCAAGGGAGCGGGGGUGGAACACACUGUACAGUCUAAAGGUAUUUGUCGGGGUGUCUGCCGGUCUGGGUACAUGGAAGAAUCGGAUGCCAGUAUGCGAGUAUGCGAAUAUGCGACAAGAAAUGGACCGCCUGGAUGAUUUACCGAUUGCCUGCCUCUGUUGCCGGAAGCGAGUCACGAUGAUUCGCGGGAGGAUGAAGCCGGACAAGAAACAGCUGGUUGACCCUACAACGUGUUGGUCGGCGGUAGGCAGGGCAAGGAAAAAGGGAAAGGCGCAGGUCAACCAGGUCCGGUCAAGCGGGUGCAAGGCAAGAUGGACGACGAUGGGUGGACGGAAAAUGAUAUUGGAUGGAGGAUGGAAAAAGUGGAUAGGACAGAGAGAGGCAAGCCCAGGAGCCUCUUCUAUCAAAUGGAUGGAUGAUUGGGAUCAGAUGAAUGGAGGAGGGGAGAUGGAGGGUGGAGUGGACGAGGGAUGGAUGGAUGGAGGGAGGGAGGGGGCAAGGGAUGGGAUGGGCGCGCAGGUCGCAGAAGGCGGUGCAGUUCUUGGUGCAGUUCUUGGUGCAGUUCUUGUCUCUGAUGGAUUGGAUGAUGAUGCGCGUGAUGAGCUGCGGCAGCGGGUGUUCCCAGGCCAUCCAGAGGCCAGAAUAACAGAAGGCGAGACGGGAGACGAAGAGAGUUCGGAUCUUCGAACGGAUGGUCCAAGAAUAGGACGUUCGCUUCGAUCAACUCACCUGACAAUAAGGUUUCACGCUCUCAGCAAUGGUUGUCUCUCCAUCAGGAGUUCACCGGCAGGAUUCUGUAAGGCGGGUGUAGGAAGCAAGGGCAGGCACAGCGAAACCGUCACCUGGGAAUUCCUAGGAAUGCGAUGUGAGGAGAGAUGGUAGUGAGGACAGGAGGACAGGAGGACAGGAUUGAGGGGUUGGGGCGUGGGAGUAAUAAUGGAAAUGCAAAUAAGACCGGAUAGUGAAUAGGCUUCCUUGGAGAAUGGGCGGGAAUGCAGGUUGAUAUCGGAUUCGUAAACCGUCGUUCGCCGACAAUGAUAUUAGAGGUACGAUUGGACCAGGAUGUUUCUAGACGAUCAAUCCUCGAGAGUAAAAGCGGCGCAGAAUCAUGAAGUACCGGUACGGGUACCUACGUAGUACAGAGUACAUCUUGUACAUAUCAGCGGAUGACAGGAAUAAGUACGG